UGCUGUGUACCAGGACAGGGGCCACUCAGUAACCACUUUAUCUGUAGUAAACAUGCCCGGCACUCGCUAGGCCCUUGGGAAAUAUUUGUUGAUUAAAUGACCAAAUCAGACCAAAGUCCCCCACUUUAGAGAUGGCCAGGCUCAGUCCAACAAGAGGAAGUCAGUUUCUCAAUUCACAGCCAGCCAGUGGCCGAGCCCGGGCAGGAACGCCUAGGUCAGGCCCUUUCUGCCCCACAUCACUGCUUGGCAAGGACAUAUUGAGAGGUUGCCCAGGGUAGUGUUCCACACACAGAUUUACAGAUUCAAAGGAAGGCGUUAGCUCAGGAACCUAGGAGGCCAGGAGAGUCCAGGCAGAGAGAGCACGUGUGCAAAGUUGACGGGCACAAGGAACCAUAUGGCAGGUGAAGAUUCUGCCUGGAGGGUGGCCUGGGGACUUUGUGCAGCUGCCCGUGCCCAUCAUCCAGCAGCUCUACCACUGGGACUGCGGCCUGGCCUGCUCCAGGAUGGUGCUGCGGUACCUGGGCCAGCUGGACGACGGGGAGUUUGAAAGUGCCCUGCAGGAGCUGCGGCUGACCAGGAGCAUCUGGACCAUUGACCUGGCCUACCUGAUGCGCCACUUUGGUGUGAGGCACCGCUUCUGUACCCAGACCCUGGGUGUUGAUAAGGGCUACAAAAACCAGUCCUUCUACAGGAAGCACUUUGACACGGAGGAGACUCGGGUGAACCAGCUGUUUGCACAAGCCAAGGCCUGCAAGGUGCUGGUGGAGAAAUGCACGGUGAGCGUGCAGGACAUCCAGGCACACCUGGCACAGGGCCACGUGGCCAUUGUGUUGGUGAACUCGGGGGUGCUGCACUGCGACCUCUGCUCUAGCCCCGCCAAGUACUGCUGCUUUGCCCCCCGUGGCCACCGCUGCUUCUGCCGCACCCCCGACUACCAGGGCCACUUCAUCGUGCUACGUGGCUACAACCGGGCCACCGGCUCCAUCUUCUACAACAACCCAGCGUACGCCGACCGUGAGUGUGCAGGGAUGUGCAGCACCAGCAUCAGUAACUUCGAGGAGGCCCGGACCAGCUACGGCACAGACGAGGACAUCCUCUUUGUCUACUUGGAUAGCUGACAGCGGGAGCCUGGUGUGCCCCUGCCCCAGCCUGGCCUGCUCAGGAGGCCCUGCCCCAGGCCCAGGGCAGCUGGGGCUCGGAUGGGAGCUCCGGCCUCGGCCCGUGUGGCAGAACCCCAGGGAACUCUGGCAGGCCGCAGCGCACCCGGCUCACCUGCCAGUAGUGAGUGGCGUUGUGCCACUUGCCCACACACUGCAGGUUGCUGGAAACAUCCCCAGAGCUGCUGAGCAGGGCUAACCCCGGGGCGCUCAGCCUGACUCCAGCUGUGUCCAGGGGGCCGUCCAGCCCCAGAGUUCCCUUACUGCCUGAGCCCGUCUCCCCACCAAUCUGGGGACCGAGCCUGACGAGAGAUGUUACUUGUCAGGACGGCGCCUGUGUGUUUGGAGACUGUAGCAGACCCUGGCCUCGCUGCGGGCUCCUCCCCGUCUCCCUAGGAGUGCUGCAGGCCCCCAAGUUCUUGCAGCAGGUCACAAGGCCCUGGCCCUCGAGGAGGGCUGGACCGGAGGCAGAAAGGACUCCGAGGCCCCCAGCCCUCCAGGUACUCCGGCUCCGUAGAGCGUGUGUGGGCAGGAGCCUGGUUCCCGGCGGCCCACAGAGCUGCUUGUGCUCGAGAAAGCCUGACCCAGAGGGCCAGGGACGGCUGCUGGGCCCCGAAGGUCCUGCAACCAGGAGGCUCCUGAUUCUGGCCUGAGUCCCAACAGAGGGGCCCAUCUGAGUACAGGGAGCUCUCAGUCUUGCAGGGCUGGGUGCUGGGGUGCCAGGGCCUGUGCUCCUCAAGCAACAGUGGGGCGGCCUGUGGCUUCCCGCCCACCCUGGUGUUCUGCUGGGACCGGUGCACAGAAAGGUGGGUCUCUUCUGUCCUGAUAGAGAAGGGUGGUGCCCGUCCAGGGCCACACAGCAUGACAUGGAGCAUGGACCGGAACUGUUGCCUUCUUUCUUUCUCUCUUUUUUUUUGUGGGGGUGGGUUUUUGAGAUUUAAGUUUUCACUUGGGAGGUGAGAAUCACCCUCAAGAUAAUAGUGAGACAGCAGGUACUUUGGAACCACUGACACCUCUUUUCACGGGGCAAAUAAAAGCCAGUUCAAGUUGUCGCAAAGAGAAGAGGAUUCCCAGCUGGCGGACUGAGGGCCGGGGCCCCUCACCUUACAGACAGAAUCCAGCCCAGUUGGGGGGAGUUGGCCCAGGCGACUGACUGGUGGAGCUGGGCCUUGAACCCAGGUCUGCACCUGAAAAAUAAGAAGUGGGUCAUUCCCAAAGGGAAUGGGGACACACACCCACCUCUCAGGGGCUGCCUCUGGCAAAGGAGCAGAGGUGUCCCAACAGCCCCUCUACUCCUGCACCCCUCGUCUUGGUCUUCCAGUGCCCAAGACAUCACGUGGUGGCAGCUGCUGCCCCUUCCCUGGCUGCAAACUAUGCUCAGUAUGUGCCCCCACCUGCCAGCUGUCCCCCUCCCCUUCAUGGCAGCUCUGAGGGGCAGAGGCGGGCUCUGCCUGCGAAGGCCAUCAGACCGCCCAGCUGUAUUGCUCAACACCAGAUGCAGCCUUGACCAAGAGGGAGGCGCUGUAGCUGGGCAGCCACCCUGGGUGUGAGGCUAGCGUUGCCUUCGCACCAAUCUCCCAUCUCUGUUGCCUUAAUGCUGUGUGGCCCAGGAUCCCGGGAGUUCUGGCGCCAUGCCCAGGAAUAUCACAUGUGAUACAUGUGGGGUUUGGGCAAACUCAGGAGGGGUCUGGGUAAAGUGGUGGUGAGGAUAGAUAAGGAAAGCAGGAAGAGAAGCCUUCAGGAUGGCUGAAGGCGAGGCAUGGUGCGUGCGCUGCUGUGGGGAGCAGACUCCAUGGAGAGUGGUCACAGCACCUCAGUCUAUCAUGCACUGUUUAAAAACCCUCCGUCGCUGGGCUUGGAGGAUGGCUUCUCAGGGCGAGCCACGAAUUAGGGGUCAACUGGAAGACUGACAAGAAAGCUGCCUGCCCCUGAGAGGCUGCCACCUUCAUUGGAGAGGGUCGUGGAGGCAGGAUGCAAACCACGCUAUAUUGUGUAAUGAAAAAAUCAUGAAAAUGGGGCAGGAAAAAAGUCCCUUUAGGAACUUCUGCCUACAGAACACGGCACCCAUGACCCCUGUCUACAAGCUGAGGGUCCAGCACAGCCCCAAAGCCACAGCAGACAGUUGGCUUUGUUCACUCCAGCCACAUGGGGACAAAAAGGAUCUUUUGCAUUGCAGAGAUUUUAUACA
Pteronotus mesoamericanus is the source of this 3345-nucleotide messenger RNA. It is a transcript of the gene GUCD1, whose product is annotated as guanylyl cyclase domain containing 1. Lineage: Eukaryota; Metazoa; Chordata; Mammalia; Chiroptera; Mormoopidae. The record is from RefSeq and is a predicted model, not a curated record. The transcript has 6 exons. The coding region runs from base 504 to 1118 and encodes 204 amino acids.